This is a messenger RNA of Ictalurus furcatus (blue catfish), 7421 nucleotides long. RefSeq names its product PDZ and LIM domain protein 7-like. The record is from RefSeq and is a predicted model, not a curated record. Gene Ontology annotation, molecular function: muscle alpha-actinin binding; actin binding. Bases 2354 to 3907 code for a protein of 517 amino acids. Gene Ontology annotation, cellular component: Z disc; adherens junction; filamentous actin. Gene Ontology annotation, biological process: actin cytoskeleton organization; heart development; muscle structure development. The transcript has 17 exons. NCBI's taxonomy places the organism in Eukaryota, Metazoa, Chordata, Actinopteri, Siluriformes, Ictaluridae.
UCACCUUCCAAGUUCCCAACCCACCAACAUGGUCGGGUGAAGGCCAACACAUGCUUCCUCUGAGACAAGCGAAGCUAUCCUGCUGAAUCUUGACCUGCUGGGUCACACAGAGGAAUGCACUAUCUGCCCUCUUCCUCAUACAUGAGCGCUCAGACUACGGAUUGUUACAGUCUGUUGCAGAGUGGCAGGACGGUACUAAAACGCUUUCCCGGUGCAUGCUUGUCCCUGCAAUGGGCCUCAUUCAACAGGCCGGAUUUAUUCGUAAAUCAUUUGUACGAACGUUUACACGAGAAAUUUGGUAUUCGUGAAAAUCCUUUUUCAUUUCCUGUUUAUGUUCCUGAGUGUGUCUAAGUUUAUGCAUAAGAAGACUAACUAAUGUAAACCUUGAGUUAAUGAAACUUUUGUGCAACCCAGUCUUUCAUAUUAACAGUAUUAACUAAAGAAAUAUUAAAUAUGAAAAGAGAUAAAGAAAGCAAGUCCUAAAUCCAUAAACUAGGACAAAUAAGACCAGUCUUUAAAAAAAAAAAAAAAAAAAUUUUUAUUACAGCCAGCACUAACUCAGUCCCUCCAGGAUUUUGUCGCAGAAAUUGUGGAAACUCUGUGGUACUCGGAGGACUGAGAUUUUCUGCAGAUUUGGGCCAAGACAUGUCAUGCAACGUCAUCACAAUGCAUCAUGUAACCUCAUCACAUCAACACGCAUUAAGCCAUAGCCCUCUUCGAUUCAUGUGCGUCGAACACGAAUACAGCUGAACGGUCUCAUUUACCAACAAACAUCACGGCAAAAGACAGUGCAAAACUAUUUUGUGCAGUUGCACUUUUGCCAGUUCAAGUGGUUUCCCGCAAAAAAACAAACAAACAAAAAACACAAAAUACUGAAAAUUGCAUCGUAAAUUUAGAAAAAAACCACAGCAAAAUUGAACAUUUUUGGCCGCGACGAUCACAAACAACAAAACAAACAAAACUGCGAAAUCCUCUGCGGGCUGCUUAGUGGCUGAUAAGAGACCGAUCUGAUAUGUCUCAAGCCGCAAUAUAUAUGGUAUGAAAUUAUGAUUUUUUUUUUCCUUCUAUAUUUUCCUGUCAAACCACUUUCUUUUCUUCACGUCAUAUUGAAUUGAGCUUUUCUGUAAUUUACCUUCAGAUUUUGGCCUUUCAGGUGCUGUAAUGUUUUUUUUAUUGUCACGGACGCAAGUCAAAAUGACUUUCACCUCUACCUCUGAGAAAGUCCGUUUCAGCUGUUCGAGCGUUGCCUUUAAUGGAGGUUUGUGGGCGUUACCAAAUGCAAAUCGGCUGUCCCGUGUAUUUUACAAGCGAUCGGCGUUCAUCAACACAAAAUUUUUUUUUUCCCUGACGGUUUUCCUGACCACGUGCUGCCUUUGUGGUGACUCGGUGCUCUAUCACGUAUUUAUACUCACAACUGCACCAACGUGCAACGUGUACAUCAACACCGUUUAUUUGCCAAGUACAAACCAAAGAGUUCCUUUUGUGGUGUUGCCGACAUAUUCAGUAGAAAAAGAUAAGCUUGUGGUUUGGGUUUAAAUGAAAGAAAUGCAGAAUACGAGCCAGUUGUAGCUGAACAGUUUCACUAAUUUUGAUGUUAAUGACUUCUGGCUGGGUUUCUGCAUCGCGAGUACUCGAUGUGUGUACGAUUCCAUAAGUUCACUUUUAAUAGACUUGGACUUGGAUCAAAGGUGAAAGCUACACCUUUAAAAAAAAAAAAAAAAGAUCUAUGCAAUAAAAAAGAAAAAAAAGUGGUUUCCACUCUGGCUUCAUACCAGAAAAGUUACUGCUGAUUUAAAAGCCCCUUCCUGAGUCAACAUCAAAGAUUGUAGUGUUUUAAGUGUUUAAUUAAGUGUACAGCUCAUUUGUUCCCGGGUUAUCCAUUUCAUCACCGGCUGUGUGCUGGGAAUAGUUCUCAGCACAUCUCUUUUCUUCUUCGUCGGCUGUGAUGUAAAGUGCCUUGUAACUCUCACUUGGUGGAAUGUUACCUCACCCUCUUCCUCCUCCUCUUCCAUCUUUUUUGCCGUCUGUCUGCGCUUAUUCAUUCGUUUAAACGGUCUCGCUGGAGCCAGAAAAUGUGUGCGAGUUGAGGUUUUCUGUCUCUCUCUCUCUCUCCCCUCCCCUCUCUGUGUCUCUGUCUCUAUCCGUCUCUCUGCGUGACUCAUGUGGGUGUUGGGCUGAAAUAGUUUGGUGUAGUUUUACAUUCCUUAUAUAGCCCGUGGAGAGGGGACAAGACGUAAAGCCUCACCCCCGCCACAAGGCCGAAGAGUCGGAGGGUCGCACUCGUUUCCAGAACCAGCGUUCCUCGUACUUUUCCUGGCUUUCCAGCGGCUAAUUUGGCCCUUUCUGUGAGGCCAUGAACGUUUACAGCGUGACGCUCAGCGGGCCGGCGCCGUGGGGCUUCCGACUCCAGGGAGGGAAGGAUUUCAGCAUGCCUCUCACAGUGUCCAGGCUGACUCCCGGGGGAAAGGCAGCUCACGCCGGAGUCGGAGUGGGAGACAGCGUGGUGUCCAUCGAAGACUCCAACGCUGAGGAGAUGACACACGUUGAGGCACAAAACAAGAUCCGAGGCGCAUCUGACUCCCUCACUCUGACACUCAGCAGAGCUUUCCAGUCUGGAGGUGAACAGAAGGGAUCGCUUGCUGCUGCACCCACUCAGCCUAAGUACUCCUUCACGCCCAGCACUACCAUAAACAAGAUGGCGCGGCCUUUCUCCGCCUCCUCUAAUAACUCCAGCGCUGGGCCCGUCAUCAAACCGGUGGCGUACGCUUCCAAGCUUAACGCCAACGCACCUAACGCCAGCAUGUCGGUGUCGGGCAGCACGCCCCCCUCUCAGAAUGGCUGGAUUGUUAAAAAGCAGCUGGAGGUUAUUGACAAUAGAGGAGAGGGAUUCUAUGAAGCUUUGUACAACGACAACAAGUACGGUCUGCGGGCAGAGAAUGUCCCGUGCUUUAUCCCAAACGAUCGCAGUAAGAAGCGUCUGAUCGAGGACACGCAGGACUGGCAGCCUCGCACUGGCACCACACAGUCCCGCUCCUUCCGCAUCCUAGCUCAGCUUACAGGAACUGACUACAUGCAGGACCCGGAUGAUGAGACCAUGAAAAGGUCCAGCUCAGGCCCACGCUCGAUCGUUUCAGCCCCUGCCAGUCGUACUCCUGACGAACCUCUUCAAUCUUCCACCACGUCUGGACCUUCAAGCCGGCCACCUUGGGUGACAGACCCGAACUUUGCUGAACGCUAUCGGCCGGAUAAGACGAGCACGGUGGUGACGCAACACAGGCAGCCGGCACAGCCCACACCCGAGCAAAACCGCAGCUCCAUCCUCCAGGCCGCACAGCAGAACCCAGAGUCCGACUCCGGCUCCGGACGCACGCCACUCUGCGCCGCAUGCAACAAGAUCAUCAGAGGUCGCUACGUGGUGGCUCUGGGCCGCUCCUGGCACCCUGAGGAGUUCACGUGCUGUCAAUGCCGAGAAGUGCUCGACGAAGGCGGCUUCUUUGAGGAGAAAGGCUCCGUUUAUUGCACCAAAUGCUACGACAACCGUUACGCCCCAAACUGCGCCAAGUGCAAGAAGAAGAUCGCCGGAGAGAUCAUGCACGCCCUGAAGAUGACCUAUCACGUCCAGUGCUUCAUGUGCGCCGCCUGCAAGAGGCCCAUCAGGAACCAGGCCUUCUACAUGGAAGAUGGCGAGCCUUACUGCGAGAGAGACUAUGAAAAGAUGUUUGGUACUAAAUGUCAUGGCUGUGACUUCAAGAUCGAUGCCGGCGACCGCUUCCUGGAAGCUCUAGGCUACAGCUGGCACGACACGUGCUUCGUCUGUGCGCUUUGCCACGUCAACCUGGAGGGCAAGACAUUCUACUCAAAGAAGGAUAAGCCUUUGUGUAAAGGUCACGCCUUCUCUCCACUUUGAGGAACCGAGAUCCAGUGCUCCAGUGGAAUUGAGGCAGGACAGACCAACACGUGACAGACUCCUAUGGCAAGGGUUAUGACGGCUAGAAAUUUUGGACCGCAGUUUUGGAAUACUGUCUUCUUACCGUUUAGUUUAAAAAAUUAAAAAAUAAAACCUGGUAUAAUAAGACUGCCGAGAGAAAACCACACGGUGCUUUUCAAUGGUCUUGAUCUUGUUGUUCUUAAAUAAAUAAAUAGUAUGAAAUGAUGUGCCUGGGUUUUCUCCUGACAGAGAUGAUUAGGCCUGUUGUGAGCUGUGUAGCCAGGAAAUCUCAGCCAUUUUCACCUCGGGAGGUAAAGAACUCAUCAUUCCUGCCAGCACAGGUUAGCAUUUCAUCCCUGACAGUAUUGGUUUAGGAAACAGGCCACUUUUUCCAUUAAUCUUGAGAUUGCAGGAUCCGUAUUGAUAUUGAAUACCGAAUAGGUACUGGAUUUCGAAGCAAAUUCCAGCCUUAAUAAUGGUAAAUGAGAAUAGCUAAAUCUGUGUCUCAUGUUGCCAGUAUGUGCUUACUCAUUCAUGUCUACCACACUUUACUGUUUUUUUUUCUCUCUGAUUAGUUUAACAUACAUAGGCACUCUUCAGUCAGUCACACAAAAUUUAAAGCACAGGUUAAAUACACAAAUACGUAAUUCAUCAGAGAAUGCGCACUUCCUGAUCGAAUUAGGUCUGGAAUACAUUUAUGGCAUGUGUAGAAACUCUGGCCCAAGGUGUGACAUCAUCCUAACACUACGUCAGUGCAGCUCUGCGUGUCCCCAGACAACCCACAGUCCUCUAUCCCCUGUGUGCCGUGGUACUUAAAGUAAUGGCAAGGAAGAAAAAUGAGCCCCUGGCAGCCGAACAGCACUGCAUUAGCACUGAUUGCGAGAGCUUCAUAUUGACCCGAGCGACAAUCUUUACGUGCCUCCCAUACCGAGCGUGCCACGACUUUUUCUUCUAAUCCGACAGGUACCUCUAAUUAACAAAAGGCUUAGGGCCUGCAUGAGCCGAGCUCGUUUGCUGAGCAUGAAUUUACAUUUUUUUUAACCAAAAGCAAGACUCCUGCUGAUCAAAGAAACUUGAUACGAUCGACACGAUAUUGCCUCCUUCAAAGAGCGUGUGGUGCUACCAUGAUCACUUCAGAAUCUCUUGGUGAAGCCAGAUGACUGUUUUUAAUGGGCAGACUGGUCAUUAGUGUCGUCGUCGUGGUGCUCCGUCUCAGUCCUACAGGCCUCCCCUUGGCUCUGGCACCUGAAUCGACUAAUUACAAGGUCAUUAAGGGAAACCUGCAGCAUUUUUCCAACUUCGUCUCCAUCGACCAAGUCUGUAAGGCACGCGCGAUGAUCACAGACAAGAGUUUCAACAUUGUGCGUUACCCUGUGCGGAGACAACUGUUCCAUCGUUAAAGAUCUUCGGAUAAGACGGACAUGAAGGAGGAGGAGGCGCAUCAGCCAGUAUCUGCUUACAAACCAAAUUAAUCUUUACAGAAAGAUGGUGAGAAGAAGAUGAGGAAGUCAAUACGGAAUCAUUAAAGAUGAGAUGUCAAAUAUAUAUUUUAGACAGAAAAAAUAUUUGGAAAUGUCUGAUAUUUUGUGUUUGGGCUGUUUGCCUGAAUUCCGCCUCAUCUGAUUGGUUGUCCAAGACCACUACGCAUAUAUACAAAAAAAAAUACAUCGUUAAAUUGCGUGUAUUGAGACAAUUUAUUAAAUGGAGAUCCAUUUUUAAUUGGGUUUUUUUUUUUUUUAGUGUAGGGAAAAAUCAAAAAUAUUGUCUGAUGCCCAAUACCAAUGCCAUCUGUGGCCUGGAGCCAAGGGAAGAAUAUUUUAGGACGGACUUACUGUCAAUCACCGUGACAUUCCACAAGCCACUUGUUAGUAUCAGUAAUCUCAUGUAUGCAUAAGCGGACGGAUAGCACUUCACUCAGUGUGUUAUGCCGUCUUAUGACGCAGCAUGACCAGCAAAGAUGAGGUUGGCUGGUUUCACAGGCUCACAGGACGCACGUGUUGGCCUUCACCCUCCCCAGGUGGUAGCUGUGGUCUGAUUGGGAGAGCUGGCUGGUGGCCAAAUUGUGCGAAAAUGUGUGAGAACCUACCCUCUGGCAUAACUAGAGUAAAGCAUUCUCGGCCUUUUAAUAUUGAACAGUGCCACUUCCUGGAUAUCCCACUUCUUAUAUAUUCUUUUAUUAGACAAUAACGUCAUCUUGGAAAGCACUCCCGUCCUUUAAACCUGUCUUGGUUACAUUGUGGGUCUGUUAAUCUUCAGUGGAUUAUUGAGUGCCUCUCUUACUCGAACACACCACCUCAAUGAGCUGUUUUGGCUCAUUACAAGCUCUUCAUGAGUCGGAGGAUGUUUAAUUGUAGAAUGGGUUUAGCGCAGUGAUUUUAGAAGCCAAGCUUUUUGCCCCAAACAUGAUAGACUAUUUUAUCCAAAAUCAGUCACUGUUCCGAUAUCUGCAUUGAGCGAGAGUGCGUUUUUUUUUGUUGUUGUUGUUGGUUGUUUUUUUUUAAUUGCAAAGAAAAACUCCACCCUGAAACACAUUAAAUAUUUAGAUUGCAAUAUUUGUGACGAUGAUGUCGGCGCCAUAUUUUCAUUAUUCCCAUGACACUGACGUCAUGUUUGUUAUUGCUAGUGCAGUUACAAUGGCAUUCAAUAAAUAAAUUUAAAAAAUCAUAUUAAUGAGAACUCUGAUGUAAAAGUAAUGGAGAUGUUGAUGCAGAAUUUGGUCUCUGUGUUCCAGAAUGCACUGCAGUUAUACAAAUGGCAUUGUGGGUAAAGUUGGAAAAUAUGCAAGUUGUUCAGGGUGGAUUUUUUUAUUUUUAAUUUUUUUUUUGCUGUUGUCAUUUUCUGUUUUGUCCUAAACUUUUAACCAUAAAGCUGUAACUCUGAUAUGUGUAUCCAGAUCUUUAUCCUGUAUUAAGGAAUCUGAAGAUCCUCUGCUAUGUUCUCAUCACCAUCAUUGACUAAUGAUUAGAAACGCUGUAGUGUUAUCAGUUCAUCAGCUCAUUCAGGUAACACGUGUAGAUAAAGUAACUGCUACUUUGUAAGGUUGUAGUUAGAGUCCGGACUCGAAGAUCAUUCAUAUCUGGACAAAUUCUUUCAAUUCAGUCAGUUUUAGCAUUAAUUCACUUUCCAAAACCCUGUCAUCUUCCUCCUGUGCUCCAGCAGCUGACGUGCUUUCAGAUUAUAGUUUACAUUCAUGGAUCAGAUGAUCAAGCGCAGAAUUUCUCCAUCACUCCGACACACGUUUGUCUCUCUCCUCUAGGUUGUGGUUUUUUCCCCUUUUAUUGAAAGUAUUUGCUGUAUUAAGUGCCUCUUUAAUAGCUUUGCACCUCCAGAUAUUAUCAUGAUGCGUGUUUAUAUUGAAAAUGGGAAACUGCUGUAUUCUUUUUCACAAUAGAUAUUUUUAUCCAAAAGUUCUGUUAUAGCUGUACGUUUGUUUGAAAGAAGAAAAACGCAAAAAAAAAAUGGUCAUGUUGUAUGUUAAUAAAGUCAUUUGAAA